Messenger RNA from Plasmodium vivax (malaria parasite P. vivax), 1865 nucleotides. RefSeq lists its product as hypothetical. Lineage: Eukaryota; Apicomplexa; Aconoidasida; Haemosporida; Plasmodiidae. The record is from RefSeq and is a predicted model, not a curated record. Bases 348 to 1643 code for a protein of 431 amino acids. The transcript is spliced from 2 exons.
GGACUACACCCUCUACCGCUUUUUGUCGUACACUUAACUCAAAUUGCACCGGCAAAAAUGGGAAGAGGUCCUACGUCCCAUUAAAGCGCUACAAAUGUUUGCAAAAAAGAGUAUUACACAAUAAAUAUAUCCAUAUGGAACAGUUUAAUUUUUGUGAUGCGUAAAAAUGGGCAGUUCAUCCCUUCUACACUUUAAGGUUAAGGAGCGUGUUACCGGCAGUGCGGUUGAUUGCGCUUUUUACAAACACACGGAUUUGCCUACACUAUGAAAAAAAUUGCCUAACAGUUGUAAGCUGAUCCGCGGUCCCCCCAGAUGUAACGUGUGUAAGGAGCGCCUGCCAAAAAUGCAUGCACAUAUGUGUACGCACCAACUGGUUAUCCCCCCAAGACGCACUGCUUAUGGCACACCUCGACAGGAUGAGGAUGCCCCAGUUUGAACGCCUAAAGCGCUUCCAAUGGGCGAGAACAAAAAGCCAGUUCAGCAGCGCCAAAUCGGCGCUAUCGAGUGAAAAUCUGAAAAAAAUAAAAGACCUCCGAAAAAUCACAAACUUGUCGGUAGGCAUAUGUAAAAAUAUUCUGAACAAAAAUGAGUAUAACAUUGAGAGAAGUGUUAAUUAUAUUUUUCAAAAUUUUAAUAAAAGUUACGAAAAAGAGGCGAAGUUAACAGAAGGGUACUACUGCUUAUCGUCCAGGGGAAACUGCACAGCGAUAGCAGAGCUGAACAGCUACAACGACUUAGUAGCGGAGAAUAUACAUUUUAAAGAGCUGUUAAUUAACUUGUGUAACAAAUUAAUUGGAGAUAAUGUAACUAGAAAAGUAGGGCAGAUAAAUUUGGACGAAGAAAUGCUGUCUCAUUAUUUGCCCCUUUUCUAUGAUGAAAACAAAAUGGACGUUGACAAAUUGCUAAACCGUGUGGAAUUUAAAGAUAUUUUUAAGCAUAUAUAUUUUAACAGGACCAUAGGGCAGCUUAUCAACUACACAUCGUACAUUUUAAAUGACCAUAUUUUUUUAAGCAAAUAUUUGCUCCUUAAUUUAGACCAUCUGAAGAGUUGUCACCUAAAUGUGCACAUCAUUAGAAAGAGCUAUCAUCAUAAAGAAACCAAAAUUGACAACUUUGUUUUAUGCAAAGGUUUUUCCUUUUCAUUUUUGUUUAUUAAAUCUGAUGAAGUUAUCCCAGAAAGGGUUGAACUGAUCUUAGAAAAAUUCGCUUCACUUGUAUGUGUGAACAUAUUGAUAUAUAAAUCGAAGCGAUGUUCCAGCGCAAACCAGUUUGACAUUCGUGGCUGCUUCUAUGUCAAUCACGUUGGGCGUUCCGCUAAUGAGUUGGGGCAAAAUGGAGGUAACGCUUCUUCGCAGAGGGGCAGCCAAAUGGGCAGCACGAAAGGGAAUGCUAUGAAGCGAGAAGGAGCUGCCCAUGAAGAGAGUGGCGCCGACGAGCACGACGACUUUCUGCAAAAAAAGGUGCAAUCGUUCUGCAUACUACGUGAGUACAUAGAAAAAAUGGAUCACAAACUGUUAAAAAGUAUUCCAAAAGGAGAUGUAACAUUUUCAGAAAUGAUUAAACUUAUGGAGGAAGAAUUCAAGAUGAAAAUUUUUGUGAAAAUUGUGUACUCUGUGCUUAAUGAGGACAUGCUCAUUUUGUAAUUACCCUGGGGCGACCUCGCACCGGCGGAUUAGCAAGUUCGCGAUUUGUGUACUAUUUUGGUUCUCACGCGUUAAAAUGUGUGCGCAUGUGUGCAAAGCUUCUAUAGUUAUAAAACGCGUCAGUUUUGAGGGCUACCCCCCUUCUUUGUAGAGCCAUUCUUUAAUAAGAAACUGCGCUCUGUUACUACAUAGGAAUAGAAAAAUAGACAACAUGUUGGUGCC